AUGGGCGCGCGCGCGAGCGCGAACGCGGCGCGCGCGGACGCCGCGACGCUCGUCGAGGCGCUGGCGCUGACGCGUCGGGAACUCGCCGAGGCGUCGGCGGCGAGAGCGACGGACGCGGCGGCGACGACGGCGGCGAGGGAGACGCUGCGGCGCGAGCUCGAGGCGGCGAGAGAGGGGCGCGCGACGGAGGGGGAGCUGGCGGACGCGCGCGCGGCGUUGGACGACGCGCGAGAGGCGGCGCGCGGUGCGACGAUCGAGACCGAACGGUUGGCGCGCGAGUGCGAGGAGAAGAGGCGGGAAUUGCGAGCGCUGGAGCGGGAGAUCGAGCGCGCGGCCGCCGUCGUCAAAGAUAAUUUGGCGCGGGAGUUGGCGCGAGCGCGAAGCGCGCGCGACGCGCCGAGCAAAGUCGUCGCGGUGGCAGAAAAGACGGCGCAAAAGGCUGAGAUCGAGGCCGAGGCGCGACUCGCUUUUGAGCGCGCGGCGGAAGCGCGGUUUCGAGCGGAACUCGAAGCCGAGCGCGCGCGGUACGAAUCCAACCUCGACGAGUUGCGAUCGAAGCUGGCAAACGCGGCGACGGCAAAAGAUGACGCCGAAAGCGAAGCAGCGUCCUUAAGACGUCGAUGUGACGCGCUGGACGAGAGGCUGGCGCGUGAUCGCAUGGCGUUGCUCGACGCGACGUCGGCGCUCGAGACGCGCGGGCAGCUCAUCGCGACGCUGCGCCGACGUAUAGAAUCUUUAGAAGCACGCGAGAGCGAGGCGCGUAUGGAGCUGAAGCUUCACGCGAAGAAGGAUAGAAAGGUCAAGUUUGACGGCAUUCGACAGCAUGAAUUCGGCGCACCGGUUGCUCGCGUCGAGGCGACGGCGGUGGCGAAAUCAAACGUCGAGGCGACGGCGGUGGCGAAAUCAAACGUUGACGAGCAGACGCCGCAGUCUUCCAGCACUCGACGCGCGGCUUUACAAGAGAUCCGUCGCGAGCUCGCCGAUCUUAGCCAGUGA
This is a messenger RNA of Ostreococcus lucimarinus CCE9901, 996 nucleotides long. RefSeq lists its product with no specific name. Lineage: Eukaryota; Viridiplantae; Chlorophyta; Mamiellophyceae; Mamiellales; Bathycoccaceae. The transcript has a single exon. The coding region runs from base 1 to 996 and encodes 331 amino acids. The record is from RefSeq and is a predicted model, not a curated record.